AUGAAGAUCCACCCCGAAGCCCGUCCUCUGUUGCAGGGGGAGGCAGACGAGGAGCCCAUCUGGGCCAGGAGCGAGAAGUUCGCCGGUGCUGGCUUGGGAACCCCCAGUUUAGGAUUUGGAGUGUACCUGCUUGGGUCUGCAAUCGUUUCGAUAGCUGCAGUCGGGUCCAUCUUCGAGUUUGCAAACAAGAAGGACUUGUUCGGCUUGAUUCCCCCAGAGUCGCCCCUCUGGGCGCCCAUCCUCCUCUUUUUUGCGGUCACGGGCCUCCCCUCAGCAGGAUUCCUCUUCGUUAAAGCGGUGAAUGCGGCCAACAAGGAAUCAGAGAGGCUGGACAAGCUGGAUGGGCAGUAG
Auxenochlorella protothecoides is the source of this 351-nucleotide messenger RNA. RefSeq lists its product as hypothetical. The record is from RefSeq and is a predicted model, not a curated record. The transcript is spliced from 3 exons. Bases 1 to 351 code for a protein of 116 amino acids. NCBI's taxonomy places the organism in Eukaryota, Viridiplantae, Chlorophyta, Trebouxiophyceae, Chlorellales, Chlorellaceae.